AUGAAUAACAAUAUUACUGUUUCUGAUCAUCAAAUUGAUACUAUUAAUGAGAAAAAUGAUUCUGAGGAAGAAGUUUUUAUUAAUAAAGAAGAGGUAGCCUCAAUGUAUAUGGAAAAGUCAAAUACCUCUAAUGACUUGGUAAAAAUUACUGUUAAGUCAUAUUUUACAGAAGAUGACAGAAAUGGUGGGGGUAAAAAUAAAAAAAUACCCAUAAAUAAUGCCUCUGUUAAUAAAUUAAAAACACCUGAAAAUAGUAAUAAUGUCAAUAUUCGUAAUAAAAAAGAAGGAGUUCUACCAUUCAAUCAAAAUCUUAAUUUAUCACUAAUACAAAGUAUCACAAAUAAUAAAGAGUUAGAAAUUGAAGGACAAAGUAUAUUUUGUUGUAGGAUAUGUCAUUCUUUGGAAGCCACCAAAAAAAGUCCUUUGAUUGCUCCGUGUCGAUGUUCCGGAACAAUGAAAUAUAUACAUUUAAGUUGCCUUGCAAAGUGGCUUGAAUUGUCACCACGUUGUUUAUUUUCAAUACCAUCAUGUGAAUUAUGUGGUCAUAUAUAUCAAACAGGAAGUAUAUUAAAAUUAAGGAGAAUUCACCUCCCAACAUUAUCAUUUUCAGAUAAAAUUUUAAAUAUCCUUUUUAUAUUAUUACUUUUUAUAAUGAUCUUGUGUGCUGCAAUUGCGUGUAACUAUUUAAAGAUAACAGAAAAACAUGAAGGAAAUGGAGGUUUUGGUGGUAAAGUAAAUAGUAAACUUAUGCUUAUAGCUCCAGGAUUAACAUUUUUUAUGGCACUUUUUACACAAUAUAAAGCUGAGAAUACGGUUUUCAAGUUGAUUAUUCAAUUUUUUUGGGCAAACCGCAACUGGACAAUAAGGACGUUAGAAGAAAAUGAAAGAAAGAUCUUAAAAACUUCUAUUUCAAAGAAUAUAGAAGAUCAAGAUAGAAAAUCAUUAAUGAGAGAUGAAAAAGAAAAUACAGGUGUAGAUUGUUUAAUGGUGUAA
Molecule: messenger RNA, 993 nt
Organism: Strongyloides ratti
Lineage: Eukaryota; Metazoa; Nematoda; Chromadorea; Rhabditida; Strongyloididae
Product: Zinc finger, RING-CH-type domain and Zinc finger, RING/FYVE/PHD-type domain-containing protein
Exons: 6
Coding region: 1-993 (330 amino acids)
Biological process (GO): protein ubiquitination
Molecular function (GO): zinc ion binding; ubiquitin-protein transferase activity
Source: RefSeq, a predicted model, not a curated record